UCCCUAAAAAUUCCCGAUACCUUCUCUGGCUCUCGCCGCGGGUAUCCUCCAUUGCUUCUCACCGUCACUUGCCUCCACAGCCAACCACAGACAUCUGCGACUAUCCGAUUUCGCUCGUCAGCCUUCAAAUCUGCAGGUGUAAAGAAUGUCAAUGAACCACAUCAGAUCAUUGAGAAGAAUCAUCAUCACAAAGCAAGUAGAUGGCUUGGCGGGCUGGCGAACCUUUGCUGCUGGGGCUGCUAAAGGAAAGAAGGGUUCUAAAGGAGGAGCAGCCAGCGAUGCUCCAAAAGCAUCAACGCUGAGUAAAGAAGUCAAGUCUACAACAGUAGUUGGUGCUAAUAUUCUGAAGGAUGGAACAGAUCCCAAGAUCUUGCCUGAUUCUGAGUACCCUGAUUGGCUGUGGCAUCUGCUUGAUAAACGCACAGCAUUGAGUGAACUAAGAAGGAAAAACAUUGAAACUCUCCCUUAUGAAGAUCUUAAACGAUUUGUUAAGCUUGACAACCGAGCAAGAAUUAAGGAAAACAAUUCUAUGAAGGCAAAGAAUUGAUAUAUAAUAUUCGUUUCCUUGUUUCUUUAGGACUCUUGUGCUGUUUACAACAAUGUCAUGUACCUGGGUUGAUGGUGCAGAAAGAUUUUCACUUGUUGCCUUUACACUGAAGUAGGCACACUUCUUCUUGAAAAUAAUGAUGAAGGUGGACACACAAAAGAAAAGAGAAAGGAAAAAAAAAAAAAAAAUUGUUCGAGGCUGUUGUCUAUCAGCUUUGUGUGACUCAAACACUCACGAUUUUUUGGGGACAAUAAAGUUCCAGUCAUCUUGGGUUCCA
Messenger RNA from Carica papaya (papaya), 824 nucleotides. RefSeq names its product large ribosomal subunit protein mL54-like. Gene Ontology annotation, molecular function: structural constituent of ribosome. Lineage: Eukaryota; Viridiplantae; Streptophyta; Magnoliopsida; Brassicales; Caricaceae. Gene Ontology annotation, cellular component: mitochondrial large ribosomal subunit. The record is from RefSeq and is a predicted model, not a curated record.